Molecule: messenger RNA, 1925 nt
Organism: Scatophagus argus
Lineage: Eukaryota; Metazoa; Chordata; Actinopteri; Scatophagidae
Gene: rsph3
Product: radial spoke head 3
Exons: 8
Coding region: 172-1194 (340 amino acids)
Cellular component (GO): cilium
Source: RefSeq, a predicted model, not a curated record
GUAAUUUCUUUCCCUCGAAUGCUCCAAAGGAAAUGGCGUUUGGCCGUUGGGCUACACUUCCUGGAGACGGUUGCCACAACCGUUCGUUGUUCCUCUCCUCUUGAUUGUUUUAGUUUGUGUGUUACUAAGGUUUGACUUUGGCUCAGGAGUCCGACAGUUUCUGCAAAAAAAAUGGCUUUUGCUUUAAACAGGAAAACAGAUUCAAACGGAUGUUACAUCUUCUCAAGUCGCCCCAGACCUGUUAAGGACCGCUCCAGACAAGGAGAACCUCUGUCUGAACAGACACGCAUUAAUUAUGGAAACAUUAUGUAUGAUCGCCGUGUUGUCAGAGGAAACACAUACUCCCAACACAUCAUACCACCUACAGCUCUGCCAGACCCUGCUGAAAUGCAAAGACAACAGAAGAUCAGGAGAGCCAUUGCUGGAAAACGUGCCAAGGAGCAGCUCAGAUCCACGACGCCCGAGGCCCUGCAGGGCAGAAAACACACUGUCGUCCAAACAGAGCUUUAUCUUGAAGAGUUAAGUGAUAUUGUAGUGACUACGGAUAUUGAGUGCCAGACUGAUGCUUUCCUGGACAAACCGGCAACCCCGCUCUUUAUACCUGCCAAAUCUGGUAAAGAUGCUGAAACACAGGUAGAGGAGGCAGAGUUGUUUGACUUUGACAAGGAGGUGCAGCCAGUGUUGGAGGUCCUGGUGGGUAAGGUAAUAGAACGAUCUCUGGAGGAGGUGAUGGAGGAGGAGGAGCUGGCCCAUCUGAGGGCCCAGCAGAGGGCCUUCAAUGAACUUCGAAAUAACGAGCUGGCAGAGGUGCAGCGGCUUCGGGAGCAGGAGAGACGCCACAGUGAAGAGGAAAAGCGUAGAAUUGCACAGCAGAGGGAGAUGCUGAAGAUAGAAAGAGAGACUGCAGAGAAGAUUGCUGCUCGAGCGUACACCCAGCAGUACUUGGCUGGCCUCGUACCAGCAGUCUUUACCUCACUGAGAACUCAUGGCUACUUCUAUGACCCCGUGGAGAAAGAUAUUGAGACUAAUUUCUUCCCGUGGCUGAUAGCUGAGGUUGACCACAGUUUGGAGAGGAGAAACACAGCGAGAGAACUGCUGGACACUAUCAUCUAUGAUGCCACACAGGAGAGACUGGAGAGGUUCAAAGCACUGGAGGCACAGCCAGCUAAAUCUGAGAAUGCAGAGAAACAGUAGUGAUAAUGAUUCACGGAGAAAGGUCAAGGGGCACCAAUGUAUUCUCAGAAAUACUUUUUUUUCACAAACUAAACUAUGAAGCAUUGUCCCUUUCAGGUCAUAAUACUGGUGCAUGUGUGUUAUUUUUGUUAAAAGAGCCUUUAAUUUAAUGCAUGCAAAGACAAUGACAACAUUCCCAAUACCAAAAACAAUAAAACACAAAGUAUUAUAAUUCUAGAAAAUUAAAAUACAGGUUUCCAUUAUCCUUUUGAGAGUAGAUUUUUACAGAUUUUCCAAUAUUUAAAAGUUUUUUUAAGAUCAGUACAAAGAUAGUAACCCUGGCAUUUUAUUGUUUUGAUUAUUUUGUUAUGCAAGGACUGUUGUUAUAUAAUCACAGUUUUGUUGCACUUAAUUAAUGAAGCAGGUUUACUGCUUGAGGCAGUUUGACAAGUAUGUAAAUAAGUAAGUAGAUGAAGACUUAUUUAUUAGUAGGUAGACAUUUCGUGGCUAGUUUAGUCAAACAGUAAAACCACAGUGGUGCAGUCAUAAUAUCAGAUGUGGCCAUGUCAAGUUCUGAACUAUUCUUACAAAUCAAUUUUACCUUUUUUUUCUUCAACAAAAUAUCAAUUUGGAGUGAAGUUUAAAUCUGCAAUAUGCCAAACUGUGAAAUGUCUUAAGUUCCUAAGCUGUUUCUGUUCUUGAAUGUUUUCUGCUGCAGCCUUAAAAAUAAAGUCAUCUUCUUCUUCUUCUUA